This is a messenger RNA of Aedes albopictus (Asian tiger mosquito), 16172 nucleotides long. RefSeq lists its product as uncharacterized. The record is from RefSeq and is a predicted model, not a curated record. Bases 9765 to 15050 code for a protein of 1761 amino acids. Gene Ontology annotation, biological process: DNA integration. Lineage: Eukaryota; Metazoa; Arthropoda; Insecta; Diptera; Culicidae. Gene Ontology annotation, molecular function: nucleic acid binding. The transcript has a single exon.
AUAAGGCGUAAAAGAUCUGAAAAUAAUAUUAAAAAAAAAAUCCUGGAACAUCUGAUUAAUAGCAAAAAUUGAUAUUUGAAGAUCAAAAGAAUAGUUUGCUGCUAUAGAUUAGAUCUUAUAAGAUCAAAAUAUGACAUGAUGAUGAUGAUGUUUCAGGUGUAAAUUUAAGAUAUUAUUUUCAGUACUUUUAUCUCUUAUAUUAAUGAAACUAAAAUCACUUUUUAAUUUCCAUAUUGAAAUAUGCAAUUAAUGAGAAAUUUACUCUACUCGCACCAACUGUACGGUAUCACAGUUGAACUCAUCAAGAUGGGCCCUGAAAAGUUAUGUAUCUGUCUACAUUGGAUGAUAGUCAGAAUCUGGGAUACCGAACGGUUACCGUAGUAGUGGAAGGAAAAUUUGGAAUAUAAGAACUUCAGAGCGAUCACCAUUUUAAAUGGCGCCUUUAAAAUGCUACCCCACAUCACCUACCACCGUAUGUCACAUAAAACGAAUGAGUUCAUGGGCAGGGAUUUCAUUUGCAGUUCAUUUGCAAAGAGUUACAUUCACUUGAUACUAACUCAGUUCAGAAGCAUUCUAUCAAAAUACUAUGUAUGGAUGAAUUGAACCUUGUAGUUUUAUCUGGAAGUUCGCCGAAUAGCAUUAGGGUCGCACACGCAUACCAAAUUCGUGAACGAGCUGUGAAGGCAACUCUUCAACACGCAGAAAAAUAUCGAUAGGUUAAACCUAAAAACGCGUCUAUUUACUUUUACGAUUCUUGUAUGCAUUGAAUCAAUUUAUCUCUUUAUUUGUUUCAAUUCUACUAUAUCAUCAAAACAACAAAUUUUUUUAAUAGAAAUAAUAUCUGCGCCAGAUUGUGUUGUCAACAAACAUUUAUUAUUGUGUCUAUCAAACAUAUAUUUAGAAUCAACAAUUUGGAUGUAUUACGAUCACCAUUUUGAUUUUGUAAAGUAAACAGUGGACUUUUUUUUGUGCGAAAUUGUUGGGGGAAAGUGCUUCAUGCGAAAAUCGUAAUUUUGGUUGUUCUUUCGAUUUUUGUUUUGCUCUGGAUUUUGCUACUGUUAAUAAAGGUAAGGGGCUGUCCAUUAAUAACGUAAGGGAAUUUUAGCGAUUUUUCGAUACCCCCUCCCCCCCUUGUAAGAUUUUUUGUAUGAGAACCCAAAAUUUUUUGUAUGGCGCGUAAGAUUUUUCAAACCCCCCCUCCCACCAUAAACCCUUACGUAAUUAAUGGACAGCCCCUAAGUGUGCAACUGCGGUGUUGUAAUUUUACUCAUAAAAUCGAUCAUUUCAGCAAUUUUUGUCGAAAAUGAGGAACGAUUCUAUGAAAAAAGGGAAAUCGUAUGAGGAAAGUUGAAGGUAAUUCCAGAACGACUGAUUGACUUAUAUGAUUGCUAAUUUUAUUUACUUCCGAACUUGUGUUUUAGAUCGAAUAUUCAACAAAGUUAGCACUACAGAAAAGGAAACGCGCCACACUACCUUGGAACGUUAUCAGAAUUUAUAUAGCAGCAUGCAUUUGAUCUUAAAUUGUGUAAUUUGAUAUAUAGUUUAAGAGAAAUGUUUUAUUAUGAUCAUAAUGAAAAUAAAACCUAACCAAUAAAACUGUUUUUAAUAUCAAAACUGGGUCAGUUUAAAAAUUUAAUAUUUGUUGAAACAACAAAUAUGAAUAUUAGUUUCAAUGGGAUGAUAACAUAAGGCUGAAUUUCAAAAGGCUGAAUGCACAUAAGGCUGAAACUAUGGAUAUGUAACAAAAGGCUGAAAUGACAAAAGGCUGAAAACAUGGCAAAUUCCAAAACUUGAAAUAUGCAUAAUAAUGAACUCUAUAGAAUCUGAGCUGAGGGUUUAAUGAUUUAAAAGAUGGUAUUACACAAGGCAUUAUAUUUUCCGGAAUACUAUUCUCCGGAGUGGCAUUUGCCGAAAUGUCGUUCCCGUUGGUGCUGUGUCAUUAUGCCGAAGGAUAUCAGGCCUCAAAUGCCACUAAGGCGAAUGGGUUGUAAUGACUUCAAUGCUAAGGAGGUUUACUAGGCAGCCUAGUUGAAUGGUUGAAUUAUGAUCUAUGCAUUAACUCGAAAGAACAGCCUUUCUAAAAAAGCGGGAAAAAUCUCUGAUCGAAGAGUAAGUAUUGUGGCCGCAAAUAGUACAGUAUAACGACCAAGCGGAAAGGUUUGAUGAUAAUUUCUGCAUACUAAUAACUCUCCCGUGAGUGAUUUUUCCUUCUAUUAAAAAUAGGCUGUUCUUUUGAGGUUUUUGCAUAUAUUCAGUGUUGGCAUUCUUACCAAUGUGUAAAAUGCAGCGAGCUUCUGCGUGCGCAUAUUCUUUAAAAACGAUUCAUCGGAGAUUUCCCCUUCUUUUGAACAUAGGCUGUUCUUACUGUGUUUGAAUGUUAUAGCUGCAUAUUUUUUUAUCAAAGGUUUUCCUUCUUUUAAAAUGUUGAAAGAACCAUAAUUUAAGUUCGGGUGUUGAAGCUGCUUACUUUUUACCAGAUGUUUCUCCUUCUUAUAAAAUAGGCUAUUCUUUCAAGCAGUAUUGUAUUCGAACAGAACGUGAGCCAAAAAUGAACUGAGCACUUUAAUUUUUUUGGUCGACAAAGCAUUGAACUUGCCUGUCAGAGCUUUUGCUGCUUAAGAGCGCCCGCUCGGUUCCCAUUCGACUCUGAGUUCACAUGCGCUUAUCUUCAUCAUUGAAUCCUAUGUGUCUUCUUUCUUAGGACUAGAACCUUGUGCCGCAUCUACAUGUUUGGUUGUUAUUUUGUUAUGUCACAGGGAAAUGCAUCAUAGAUCCUUUGGUACGACAUUGUGGUCUCGGAUAUUGAAAUACAGCUCCAGGAAUUUAGAUUUUUCAAAACACACGAUGGUCGGACUGGUUCAUUCUUCAAUAAAAGAAGAUUGAAGCCCAACAGAUUGCGAAGGAUGAAAUGGCGCAAAUAUGACCAUUUUAGUAUCACAGAUACCAGGAUAACAUGUUAGUCAGCAUGCUACGGGUUCAGUCCUAUCCUAGGUCCUAUCCAGUUCAUGCCGCGUUCAAUUUGCAUGUUCAAAUAUACAUAUUUGAUCGCAGUGUGCCGAGUAUGAACUUCAAUGCAAAUUGAAUGCGUUCACACUGCAGCAGUGCUACAAUUCGGUUCUGAAUUCUUAUGCGCUCAACAUUGGGGGAAAUAGUUUCUGUCGAUAUGUGAUGCCAAUAAACCUGUUUAGUCACCCGGAGUUCCUUGAGAAACUUAAUCAGGAAUGGUCAACUGAUGGACCGAUGAUCAGACUCUAUUGGUUUAGGCAAGUUUAUGAUUUUCGAUAAUUCAUGCCAAUACCUCCGUUACUGUAUUGUAUUUAAUCACGUCCGGAGCAGCGCAUAUGAUUGAAAAUCCGGAUUUUCCAAAACCCAUGUUGACCGGACUGGUACACUCAGAUAUGGUUCCAAUAGCAGAAGAAUUUCUGAAUCUAAUAAGCUCAAAAUGUUUGAAAUCUGUGGAAACAUGGUGGAGGUAUGGCCAUUUUAGUUUGGCGGAUUUCGCUAGUGUUCAAUUUAGAGCUCGCACGCGUUAUAAAUUUAGAACUGAACAAAGUUCAAACAUUUUUGAGCAACAGUUAGGUACAAUAGUUUUUGCCUCAACUACCACUUAUUACCCGAAUUACCCGAACAAUUGUUUACAUCUAAGACUCAUUCAACCUAGUUUCCGAGUUGACACACAUAAUACUUCAAACGAGUGGAAAUAAAUUGUUGGCGAAAUCCUUUGUCAAUUUGAGCUAAAAUAGUUUAGUAUUAGCGGGGUAUUGGCCGAUAUGAUACUGAAGAAAGUACAACAACAUAGGCAUUAUGAUACCGAAAUCCAUAAGAUUAUGUUCCAUUUGAAUGUCUUUUCAUCAGUUAGAGUUAGCUCACGUGACUAGAUGUCCAUUCGAUGAAUAGUCAAAUCGAUUGAAUGUCAUAUACUUCCUCUUCCGUAAAAUGGGUUUUGACCAAAUGACCGUUUGACCAAAUGUACUUUCGAGCAAAGAUUCUUUUGUUUCCUAUGAUCAUUUUCAAGUCGAGUCAAAUGUUUAUCAAAGACCAAUAGAUUAGCCAUAAAUGUCCAAAAUGUCAUUUCAUUCGAUUCUCUACAACUUUCAAAACUUUUCAACAUGUUGAUAUCUUUCAGCCUUUUGAUAUCUUUCAGCCUUUUGAUGCUUUCAGCCUUUUGAUCAUUCAGCCUUAUGUGUUUCAGCCUUUUGAUCAUUCAGCCUUAUGUGCCUUUUGUACGUAACCCGUUUCAAUACGGCUUCUUUUGUUGCUUCAACACAUUGUUUUUAUAGAUUUCAUAAAUCGUUUUUUUUUUGUUUCAAAAAAAGUUAUGUUUUGGUUGUGACAGCUAGUUGUUUUCGGGCAUUUUUAGGAACAACAAAUUCUAUUGUUGUUAUGAAUUUGUGGAUUUGUUGAAUCAACAAAAUUAAUUGGUAAGCCCUGAGUCUACAAUAAAAUUUGUUGAAACUAUGCAGAAUUCUUUUGAGUUAACAAUAUAUUUUUCUGCGUGAAGCGGUGAAUGUAAAUAACAUUCACGCCGUGGAGAGUUGCGUUUGCUGCCUUUUGUUGACUUUAUUUUUGGCGCUACACUAGUACUUUGUUCUACAAAGUUUCAGGUGAAACAAAAAUGAAAAAGUGCUCCAUACAUUAGUUUUCGCUACGAUGUUUCUGAAGCGAGUUAUUCGCAAGUGAAUGUAAAUGAUUGCAAAUGUAUGAUCCCAUCCUUGCAUGGGAAGUUAUCACAUUGGCUUCAUCGACAGCUGGUCGACAUUGGACCAGAUCUUCACCGUACGGAAAAUCCUCCAGAAAUGCCGUGAAUACUAGGUCCCAACAGAUUACCUGUUCAUUGUCGUGGCAUUCGACAAUAUGUAUCGACCGUGCAGAGCUGAGGCAGCUGAUGAACAAAAUUCCAAUGAGACCGAUGAUCCUCUACGGACAGGAUACAUAGAUUUUGUUCGAGAAGAACCUGCAUGUACUUUGAAGACGAACUUCAACAGUAUGCAGGAGAACUCAUGGUUCUGCCAAUUACAAAGUACCUGCUUUGUUUUUGAUACAUUCACUGGUUAACGUUUCAGGCGCCUGUACAACAUUGCCACUGUUCCAUUCGCUUGAGGCGACAGUCGACGGAAGAUGAUCUGCGAUAGCUCUUUGUAGGUUGUUUUCGGUAAGCGGGGUAACAUUAAUCGGCUUGACCGGUCUCAUGAAAUGCUCAAACAUUUUUAAUUGAAUCUGUUUUAAUCCUAAAAUAACUUGAAAAGUACAUAGCUUGUUAGAAUUUGGACAACAUAUUUGAAAUCAGAGACCCCAAAUUUAGCAAGUAAUGGUAUUUUCAACACAAACGAACAUUAAUCACUGUCAUGAUCAAUGUUACCCCAAAUCAACAAAAUCAAAAAUUAGAUCAAAAAGCUUAUUUUAACAUGCUUUAAAGUUUCACAAUACUUUUUCGAGUAGCUUAGCACAUACUCAGAGGGUCAGUACCAGAUUUAAAAUUACAAAACAUGUAACGUUUGCUUUAACAAGAAAAUUAUUCAAGAAAGAUCGAUAAUUUUGAUCAAUGUUUCCCCUGAUUACGGUAUAUAUAUCUAUUAGUUUAUAGUCAUGCUUCAAAUAUUUACUCAACAAGAACUGCAAAGCUUGUCACUUCAAGUGUCGGCCCAAUUUCUCAUCAAUUAUCUUUCAUUUUUAUAAAAACUUCCUGUUUAUUUACCUUACGAUUUUGGCUACACUGAUUUGAUCCGUAAUUAUAAGUCAGCAUUUUUCCUAAGUUUGUGCGGUCCGUCACUGUUAGUGUUAGUGUCGGCAUAAAGUAUUGUUUCAAUAUUGAUUUCAUGGCAAGUAGUAAUGCAUAUUGGUUUACCAGUCCUUCCGAUUGCGAAGUGACGCAAAAUCUUUAGCAUUUCAUAAAUUUCCAUUUAGAAUUUUUUGAUCUCACCAUAGACGUGUGCGCCGAAGCAGUUUUCACCGGCGGCGGCGUGUAAAACGUUAAUACAGAAUAAUUUGUUUCCUGUACUUGAGUACAAUUUUCAACUAUUUUGUGUGAAAGAUGUAAACGUAUGUAAAUCAGAGAUUUCAAUAAAAACUAUCCUUGCAAGAAUUAUGGUAUAAAUUUAAGAGAGAUUUCUUGAGAACGUUUAUCAGGAAAUUUAUAGAGGAUUUCCCCUUUCUUUUUGUUUCUUCAGAAAUAUCUCAAGUAUAUCUCUUCUUGGGAUUACUGUACAGCUUUAAUUACUGUACAUCUUCAGUUUUCCAGGUUAUUUCUUCUUGCAUGAAUUCCCGAUAAAUUGUUUUCAAGGAUUCCUUCAGAAACUUCUUCAUGAUUUAAUUCAGAAAUUCCUCAAAGAUGUUCUUUAAAAAUUUCUUCAGCGAUUUUAUCAGAAGCUAAUCCAUUUUUUCCCUUAAUUUUUUUCUAAAACAUUCUCAUAAAAUUCUUCUAGAAAUUACUCCAAAGCCACCUCAGCAAUUGUUUUUCUUACCUUGUUGGGGAAAAUAAAGCACUGCAUCCAAUUAACUGAACUUUUGUGGUGAAUCUCAGGAGCUCCCCCAAGGACUUUCCCAAGAGCUCCUCCAACGAUUAUUUCUGAAAUGGUCUCAAUGAAAUUAAAUCUUAUCAGGGAUUGUCUAUAGAAAUUCUUUCAGAUAACCCUCCAAGAAUACCCAGUCAACCAGUAAUCGUAUAAGAUGUUGCAUAAGAUGUCAAAGUGGAGGCGAUAUGCGUACAUUUUACAUGCGCCUAAAUGGAGGCAUGCACGCAUAUGGCCUCCACUUCAUCAUCUUAUGCAACAUCUCAUACGAUGACUGGUUGUCUGGGUAACUCCUACAUGUUUUAUGUAAUUAGCAUUAGCAUUAGCAUUAGCAUUAAGCGAGUCGCACAAAUUCGUAGGUGGUACAGUCCUAGACCGCUGUUAUGAGGGUUGCCUCCUUCCCGUCCGAACCAAAGCACAAAGAUUUGGGACUAAUCUCUGACUCUUAGACAAGACUGACGCAAUCCUCCAAUGGUCGAGCACUGUCCUGGCCACGUCCUUGCGACUGCUGAGGAAUGGGAAAGGGUGGUUAGUUUUGGACACCUAUGAAAAAUGUAGACAACUCUACGAUCUCUCAGGCCUAGGUGUCACGGGAAUUUGGGUGUUGUUAGUGGAAGGGCAAACUCCAGAGGAUACGCUUGGUCAACGUUCAAGCACACCAUUGUCAGUCUUCUUCGAAUCCGUUGUCUGCCCGAUUCAUCCUGGAUUCCUCGUCGCCUUGAUGGCAUUUGGUUGAAUUACCAGAUUCUUCGGUUGAUAAUCUGAAACAUAAAAUAAUAUUAACAUCGUACGUCAAAUAAGCUACAUAUUAGUGAUACACUCGCCACAGUUGCAUAUUUUUACAAAAUUAUUUAUAUCAUACGAUUAAUUUGCAGGUUUGAGCUGAAAUAAAAUGUUGAUUAGCAGUACAUUGAAACAAAAUUAACUACAAUACACAAAAAAAAGCACCGAACUUUGAUCUUGGAAUAUAUUUAUUAAUACGGUAAAUAUCAAGAUCAAAAUUUGAUUUGGUAGAUCUUACACCGCAACGCACCAUUCUAAGGUGAUCUACCCACGUUACGGGUGGAUCCUACAUCCUACAUGUUUUAUGUAAUUUCAUAAAAUAUUUCUAUAAAUACCUGUGGAGUAAUAACUCAAAAAAUUCACGGAGGAAUCUCCAAAGGAAUCCCAGGAAAUAUUUCUGAAAAAAACCGAAGGAGGCAUUCCAAAGAGAAACCGUGGCAUUUCUUUGGUAAUCCCUGACGAUAUUUUCCAAGGGAUUCCUUUGAAGAAAUCAUGGAAAAUGUUUGAGGUAAUUUCUUACUGACAUUCUUACAAAAAUCAUUAAACUAGUGAAGGAGUCUUUAGUGAUAUUUCAGAUGGAAUUCUUUAGUAGGCUUUAGAUGGAAUCCAUGGAGGAAUUUCUGAAAGAAUCUUUGGAGGAAUUUUUGAAUACAUUGUUUAUCUAAUUCCUGAACAUUAUGUGAAAGAAUCCCAAGGAAUAUUGUAAAAUAAUUCUAGAAAGAGUUGCUAAAGAAAUUUCUGGAUUCGCUCUAUCAGAAACCCUUGGUGGAACUCCCACAAGGAUUUUGUUGGAGCCGGGCCCAUCCAACUAACAGAAUUAGUUUAAGUUAAAUUGAAUUCGCAAAUACCGAUUUGUAACCCUAUUGAUCCAACAAUAUCUCUGAGAGACAAAAUCUGAGCAGAGCGCGCCUGCGCACGCUAGCCACUGUCCACCUUCUGUGGACAAUCGUUUAGGUAGAGAAACAAUCACCAACCUCUUGUACAUAUUGUAUAUAGAUUAGUACGAAAUAACAAGCAAUACAAAACACACGCGCGGUCGUCGUUCUUUGUCAUCGCUCUAUCACCGUCAGAGCAAUAAAUUCGCAAGUCCCCGCGUUACCAAGGGACUUUGCUGUUGUCGAUAUUGCGGUUGUGAACCGUGCGAGUCAAAUUGUGCUAAGUGGUCGGUUACCACGGCACUUAGACGUUUUGUGGUUGCAGUGGUGAAGCGAGUGAGAAGACAAAUUUCCUAAGUGCCCGGUUACCAAGGGACUUAGCCGUUCAAGUGUCGUGAGCAUCAUUCGGACCCUAGUGAAAGGGUCGAAGAGCUUUGACGGCCAGUGUUUGAAGAAGUACUGGACACAAAGGGCUUGUGGCGACCCAAGCCCUCGGUCAGUGAUAUCGCGAGUGUUUGCUGCACUUUAGUGCACUUUUCACCAGCUGCUCCGGCAGUGAAGAAAGUCCUUCGGUCCAGGCAUAGUUCGCGCUCGAACAUUUUUUGGUCCUUCGAGCCGGAUCGAAGGCCAUACCGCGGUCGAAAAGUGUGUGAAAGUGCCGGUAAAAGACCAAAUUACUGACCGCGUUGGUCAAUUGUGCGGUGCCAUUGUACAUUGGCACAAAAGCGCCAUCGCGCUUGGAGGUUGUACCAAGGCGGGUACACCUCAGGACAGUGAGUGGAACGAACGAUUCACGCGCGCGUGUGUCGCACGGUGAUAGCUAAUCAAUUAGCCCGUGCAAUUGAACUAUAGUGCAAAAGCCCCGCCGCCGGUGGGUGAAAUUGUGUGUCGGUGAAGAAACCUCUGCGCUUGGGAGAGUAUCAAGGCGGAUACUACUCUGUGCUGUGUGGAGAAUAUUUCGUGGCCAUCUUGCGACUCGUGGUCAUCCAGGAAGGUGAUUGACCCUUACAAUUGCCAUCGUCAUCGAAGCCAUUUUCGACGCUGGUGAAGUUACCCCGUUCCCCCGCCGCUGCUGCGCCAUACUUUUUCGAUUGGUGGUGGCACACAGACCGCCGCUGGGGUUGGAACGACCAUCGAAGCAACGAAUCCGGUGAGCUCUUUCCAUUUUCUAUGCAUGUGGCUUGCAGUAGCAUUUAAGAAAUUUAAUGAAAGAUAAUUCCAACCACUUUGAACUUUGUUUCAAUUGGUUGAUGAAAGUUGGGUGACUUUUUCGCAUUUUUUCAAGUCAUUGUGGCAAUUGGUGGGAGACGGUGCGCAACUCAAGUGGAAUCCGUUCGCGCCCUUGAUUGCGUUCCGCGUAGGAUUGGGUUUGUUCGCGACGGGAAGGAGCAUUCGUUCGAUUAAACAUCCCUUUCCCGUCGAAAUUUUCGCCGCGAAGGCCAAUACAUCGUGACGGGAAGGAUUUGAUCGUUCGAUUAGUGUAUUUGCGCCUCGCCGGUUCGGUUUCGCGAAGAAACGAGUAGCUCGCGUCGGGAAGGAGAUCCGUUUUCGAUUUGCUACCGUUUCCGUACGUUUUUCGUUCGUGUGCUCGCCAGCAAUGGCUCCGAAGGACGACAAAAUCCUUACGGACAAAUUGGUCCAGCGGCAGUCGUUAACCGCCAUUCGAGACGCUGUUGAAAAGUUCGUCAGAGACUUCGAAGCAGUGCGGGACAGGUGUCAAGUGCAAGUGAGAAUCGAAACCCUAGACCGAGUGAAUGUUGCCUUUUCGGAUGUGCAAGAUACCAUCGAGCGGCUGGAUCCGGACAAUCUGGAGGCACAUCUGACGGAAAGAGUGGAUUUCGAGCAUCGAUAUUGCGCAGCGAAGGGGUAUUUGCUGUCUAAACGCCCCACCGAUGCUGCCCCAGCACAGCUGAACUCGUCCUUCGUCGCACAACCAGCCCCCUUCCACCUCCGCUUACCGCAGAUCGACCUACCACGUUUCAAUGGCGAUUUUUCACGUUGGUUGUCGUUUCGUGACACAUUCUCGUCCAUGGUCCACUCCAAUGCGGACAUACCAACGGUCGCCAAACUGCAAUAUCUGUUGCAGUCACUCGAAGGGGAAGCGAAGAAACCCUUCGAAUCCGUCGAAAUCGAAGCCGACAAUUACGCUUGCACUUGGGACGCUUUGCUCAAGAGAUACGACAACCGUCGGUUCCUCAAGCGUCAACUGUUCCGGGCACUCUACGAUUUGCCAACGGUGAAGCAGGAAUCUGCUAAACGCCUCCACAGCCUGGUCGACGAUUUCCAGCGCCAUGUACGGGCCCUGGCCAAACUCAACGAACCCGUGGAGCAUUGGGAUACGCCGUUGGUGAAUAUUAUGUCGUACAAGCUGGACCAAUCCACUUUGCGAGCCUGGGAGGAGAAGACAAGUACGCAGGAUGAUGUCAAAUACGACGAGCUGGUGGAGUUCCUCUACCAACGUGUGCGAGUGCUGAAUUCCGUCGGCUACGAGCAUCAUCAGCAGCCGACGCCGCCGUCAAAGGUGGCCGGGACCACCCCGAAGUCCGCCAAAAUCAAGUUCGCAGCCAGCGCCGCUGCAUCCUCCAAUACAACGCCAACAUGUCUCCUGUCGUGUCCCGACAAUCACGUUCUACGCAACUGUCCCAUCUUCCUUGGGAAGGAUGUACGCCUUCGCCGAGAGCUCGUAACGCAGAAGCGGUUGUGCUGGAAUUGUUUGGGCAGCGGGCAUCAAUCAAAGAAGUGUUCGUCGAAGUUCACUUGUCGCACGUGUCGUGAGAAACAUCACUCGUUACUGCACGAUCCUGCUCUAUCGAAGUCGCCGAGUUCCUCCGUGUCAUCAUCAACCUCUACUCAGCAACCGUCUCCUUCCACAAGUGUGGAAUCCCAGAGCUCCGCUCCUCCCCAAGUCAGCAUGGCAGCCCAAACUGCAUGCAACACGGUUUUGUUGGAAACGGUUGUCCUCAACGUGAUCGAUGACCACGGCAAUGAGCACCAGGCGAGGGCCUUGCUGGACUCGGCAUCCAUGUCCAACUUCAUUUCGAAGCCAUUAGCGAAGCUACUCUUCAACCCCCGGUCGAAGGUGGACAUAUCCAUAGCAGGUAUCGGUCUCUCCACGCAGAACGUGAAAAGUGCAAUUACCGCCACGAUCCAAUCGAGAACACAGGAGUUUUCGACGAAAUUGGAGUUUCUCAUCCUCAAGAAUCCUUCGGCACAGCUGCCGACCAUUCCGAUCAACAUUUCGUCGUGGAAUAUCCCGAAGGUUGCCCUAGCAGACCCCCAGUUCCACGUUCCAGGAAGGAUAGACCUUGUCAUCGGAAGUGAAGCCUUCUGGGAGCUCCAUAGUGGUCGGAAGAUUCCGUUAGGAGACGGACUUCCAUGGCUGACUGAAACGCCAUUCGGAUGGGCCGUCGCUGGGACCGCAUCAAGCCAAUACAACUGUAUCCCUCGGAUCUGUAACCUUUCUACGAAAGAUGAUCCCCUAGAAGCCACCCUCCAACGGUUCUGGGAAAUCGAGGACAUUUCCGACGGUCCUGCGCUGUCGGUGGAAGAGAACCGGUGUGAAGAGCACUACGCAGCAACUACAACUCGUGAUCCAUCAGGGAGGUAUUUCGUCAGUCUUCCUCGAACCGACAAUCCAAUGGCUGUCCUAGGAAGCUCCAAGGAAAUCGCAGAUCGCCGUCUUCUGAGUGUCGAGCGGCGUCUCGAACGUGAUCCUGCUACCAAGGACGCGUACCACCGCUUCAUGGACGAAUACCUCCAGCUUGGACACAUGAAGAAGCUCGAAGAACCGGUAGAUGAUGGUCAACCCCAUUGCUACAUCCCACACCAUGCCGUCUUCAAAGAGUCUAGCACGACAACGAAGGUCAGGGUCGUUUUUGACGCUUCGUGCAAGACGUCGUCCGGAUAUUCGCUGAACGACACGCUUUUGGUCGGCCCAGUUGUACAGGAAGACCUGUAUUCAAUUAUUCUGCGUUUCCGCAUUCGCCGCAUUGCUCUCGUUGCCGACGUAGAGAAAAUGUAUCGGCAGAUGCUACACUUCCCCGAGGAUCGCAGAUUUCUACGAAUCCGUUUCCGUGAGAACCCCAGCGAUCCAAUAUCCACCUACGAAUUGCAGACAGUGACCUACGGUACUGCCUCUGCCCCGUAUCUCGCCACGAGAACUCUGCAGCAGAUAGCUCACGAUAAUGGACAUCUGUAUCCAGCUGCUGUAGACCCAGUGAUUCACGACUGCUACGUCGAUGACCUGCUGUCUGGAGCUGACGAUGUGGAAUCAGCCAUUCAAGUGCGGGAACAAGUGACGUCUAUGCUCAACACUGCUGGCUUCCCAAUCAAGAAGUGGGCAUCGAACGUUCCGGAAGUUCUCGCCGGUGUUCCAACGGAAGACCUGGCCCUACAACCACUGCACGAUCUCCAGGACGAGCAGGCCGUUUCCACUCUGGGUCUUGUGUGGGAACCGAGAACCGACACAUUACGGUUCAAGGUCCAACUGCCACCACCGGCUGCGGUACUGACAAAGCGGAAAGUGAUGUCAUACAUCGCCCAAAUCUUCGACCCACUCGGUCUCGUGGGUCCUACCAUCGUAGUUGCGAAACUCUUCAUGCAGCGUUUGUGGGCGCUGAAACACAACGGAGAAACUUGCGAAUGGGAUUCACCGCUUCCGAUCAAGCUGCAACAGGAAUGGAAAGAAUUCCACUCCACGCUACACAUGCUAGGCGAGGUUCGAGUUCCACGAUUCGCAUCUCUUUCGAACGUCAUCAACCUCCAGCUCCAUUUCUUCUCCGACGCCUCCAAGGGAGCGUAUGGCUCCUGCUGCUACGUACGAGCUGAAACAAGAGAUGGUGUGUCAGUGCAGCUGCUAACUGCGAAGUCAAAGGUAGCUCCACUAUCUACCCGUCAUUCCAUCGCCCGGCUGGAACUAUGUGCAGCGCGACUGUCGACGCAGCUGUUCCAGAAAGUGUUGGCCGCCCUGAAGAUACCAGCUCCAGCUUACUUCUGGACGGACUCCACUACGGUUCUCCACUGGUUACGGUCACCACCUAGCCGUUGGAAGGCAUUCGUAGCCAAUCGAGUGUCACAAAUCCAGCAUGCAGUCGCCGUGAGUCGCUGGAAACAUGUUCCUGGCACCGACAACCCAGCAGACGAUAUCUCACGGGGAUUGAAUCCAAUCGACAUUCUACAGUGCAAGCGUUGGUGGAACGGUCCUGACUGGUUGACACUCCCUCCGGCGAACUGGCCGAAUCUCCUUCCGGUCGAUGAAGACGCGCAAGCUUCCACCGAAGAGAUGCGGAAGGUCCCGGUAGUUUCGAUGGGCGUCAUUCAAAGCGGUUUCCACGACGAGCUGUUCGCCCGUUUCUCCAGCUUCUCUAAGCUUCGUCGUGUCAUUGCGUUCUGCUUGCGAUAUCGUCGAUCUUUGCAAGAACGCGCCACGUUACGCCGCACCGAUCCGGACAAGUUCAAUCAGCUCACCCUCAACGAUGGGACAAUCGCUCCACUUACCUCCGAAGAACUACAUACCGCGGAGGUGCACCUCUGUCGUCUCGCACAACGUCAGUCGUUCGCUGAAGAACUUUCGGAUCUGGCCAGCGGGGAAAGAGUCACCAAAUCGUCAGCGUUGAAAUGGCUGAAACCGUUCGUCGAUCAGAACGGCCUUAUUCGUGUCGGUGGCCGGCUGCGCAACGCCGCCCUCUCCGACUUCGUCAAGCACCCCAUCGUGCUUUCUGCCAAACAUCCGCUGUCGACUCUGCUGGCUAGUUUCUUUCACUUAAAGCUACUGCACGCAGGCCCUCAACUCCUGCUAGCCACACUGCGCCAGAAGUAUUGGAUUCUCGGCGGCAGAAACUUAACAAAAUCCGUCUUUCACCAUUGCCACACUUGCUUUCGUAGCAAGCCCAAACUAGUCCAGCAGAGCACAGCGGAUCUACCGGCAUCCCGAGUCUCACCAACUCGACCCUUCUCCGUCUGCGGCGUCGACUAUUGUGGACCGUUCUUCAUCAAGCCAACCGUCCGCAAUCGUGCACCAACGAAAGCCUACGUAGCGGUCUUCGUCUGUUUUGCGACAAGGGCCGUACACAUCGAGCUUGUGAGCGACCUUACCACGGCUGCCUUUCUGGCAGCGCUUCGUCGUGUCGUCGCCCGCAGAGGAAGAAUCGCCGAGCUGCACUCGGACAAUGCGACUACGUUCAAGGGUGCGUCUCACGCACUCAACCGCAUCUACCAGAUGCUGAAGGUGGACAAUGCCGACCGAGACAGGAUCUUCAACUGGUGCUCCGAGAAUGAGAUUCGGUGGAAAUUCAUCCCGCCGAGAGCGCCACACUUCGGAGGCCUGUGGGAGGCCGCCGUCAAGUCAGCGAAGAAGCACCUGCUCAAGACUGUCGGCAACAGCAGCAUCGCCUUCGAACCGAUGGUAACUCUCUUGGCCCAGGUCGAGAUGUGCCUGAACUCUCGUCCGCUGACGCCUAUGCCGAGUGAACCGUCCGAUCUGGAGGUCCUAACACCAGGGCACUUUCUCGUCGGGUCCAAUCUCCAAGCAGUGCCCGAAGCUGAUUUUCGUGGGAUUCCCGACAACCGUCUGGAGUCGUACGAGCUGGUCCAGAAGCACCUACAGAACAUCUGGGCUCGUUGGUACCCGGAAUAUCUUCAGCAGCUGCAGUCCCGAGCUACCAAGGGCUGCAAUCCUCCGGUCGUCGUCGAGGUCGACCGAAUCGUCGUUAUCAAGGAGGACAACGUCCCUCCUGCCAGCUGGCCGCUCGGAAGGAUUAUCAAGCUACAUCCGGGCAAGGAUGGUGUCGUCCGAGUAGUGACACUACGGACUGCACCGGGAAAGGACAUCGUUCGAGCGGUUGCGAAGAUCGCUCUACUGCCGUCACCAGAUCCAAGCCUAUAAACUGUUCCAGGUAGAGCAACCCGCAAGGGAGAACUUGCUCGAAGCGCACCUGCGCUUAGCACAGGUAAUUGCGGUUCCAAUAACCCUAAGCUGAAUCGUUCGAUCUACCUGGUCUUUCUUUUUUGUUCCCGGUCUGUUGCGAGGAUCUACAACGGAGCGAUCACCGGCGCCAGUCCCGAUGUCCAGUCCAGUCUACAAUAUCCAACUUGAAUUCGUCCAACGUGAAUUUUGGAACACCUCCGUGUUCCAAGGUGGCCGGAAUGUUGGAGCCGGGCCCAUCCAACUAACAGAAUUAGUUUAAGUUAAAUUGAAUUCGCAAAUACCGAUUUGUAACCCUAUUGAUCCAACAAUAUCUCUGAGAGACAAAAUCUGAGCAGAGCGCGCCUGCGCACGCUAGCCACUGUCCACCUUCUGUGGACAAUCGUUUAGGUAGAGAAACAAUCACCAACCUCUUGUACAUAUUGUAUAUAGAUUAGUACGAAAUAACAAGCAAUACAAAACACACGCGCGGUCGUCGUUCUUUGUCAUCGCUCUAUCACCGUCAGAGCAAUAAAUUCGCAAGUCCCCGCGUUACCAAGGGACUUUGCUGUUGUCGAUAUUGCGGUUGUGAACCGUGCGAGUCAAAUUGUGCUAAGUGGUCGGUUACCACGGCACUUAGACGUUUUGUGGUUGCAGUGGUGAAGCGAGUGAGAAGACAAAUUUCCUAAGUGCCCGGUUACCAAGGGACUUAGCCGUUCAAGUGUCGUGAGCAUCAUUCGGACCCUAGUGAAAGGGUCGAAGAGCUUUGACGGUGCGAGUCAAAUUGUGCUAAGUGGUCGGUUACCACGGCACUUAGACGUUUUGUGGUUGCAGUGGUGAAGCGAGUGAGAAGACAAAUUUCCUAAGUGCCCGGUUACCAAGGGACUUAGCCGUUCAAGUGUCGUGAGCAUCAUUCGGACCCUAGUGAAAGGGUCGAAGAGCUUUGACGGCCAGUGUUUGAAGAAGUACUGGACACAAAGGGCUUGUGGCGACCCAAGCCCUCGGUCAGUGAUAUCGCGAGUGUUUGCUGCACUUUAGUGCACUUUUCACCAGCUGCUCCGGCAGUGAAGAAAGUCCUUCGGUCCAGGCAUAGUUCGCGCUCGA